This is a messenger RNA of Malaclemys terrapin pileata, 1601 nucleotides long. RefSeq lists its product as uncharacterized. Lineage: Eukaryota; Metazoa; Chordata; Testudines; Emydidae. The record is from RefSeq and is a predicted model, not a curated record. The transcript is spliced from 4 exons. The coding region runs from base 1 to 585 and encodes 194 amino acids.
AUGACGGCUUGGAAGAAAUCUCAUCUCACUGCUGCCAAAACCCAAAAGGCAGAUGGGGUCAGAGAAAGUAAGUGCCCCAAGCGGCAGGACAAGAGGGCGGCGCGCAGCGUGCACCAAGUUCCACCCCAGCCCGCCCAGCGCCCAGAGAGCAGCAGGGACACGGACCUGCCUGGCCAGCCCCUUGCUGGCGCCAGGCUUCGCCGCCCCACCCCAGGGCAGCCCGGCAGUCCAUCCCCCAGCGCGCCGUGCCCGGGCGGGCGGGCUCCGGCUCCCACCUACCAGCGGGUUCCGGCAGCCGCCUCGCCGCUGCCCGCUCAUCUUGGAGGCGCAGAAGACACAGCGCCGGCCGGGGAGCGAGCGGUGACGAGCGGGGAGGCAGGGCAGAGCCGCGCCGCCUCCUGCCCCGCCUCCCCGGCUCCGCUCCCCGCAGGCCUGAUUUGCAGAGUCGAAGGAAUCCUGGAUCACCCACUGAAGUACUUUGGGAGUUGUGAGUGCUCAGCACCAGCACAAAUGAUAUUCUACACAAGACUCCUGGGAGCUGGGAGGUACCGGCUGCUGCGACUGGCUACCUUCCUCCUGGCUUGAGAAGAGCUCCUGGCUGCAUGGCUCCAGGGAUUCCGAAGGUGUCACCACCUUCACUCCCGUUUUCCUCCUCCUCCUCCUCUUCCUCCUCUCCCCCCCCCCACCGGCUCUGAAGUGUCCAUGGUGGUGCUCGAAGUGGAGGUGGGGUUAACCCCAAGCAUCGCAUCCAGCUCUUUAUAGAAUCGGCAGGUUGCAGGGGGAGCACCCAAGCGGCCGUUUGCAUCGCGGGCUUUGCGGUAGGCACUCCACAGCUCCUUCACUUUAAUCCUGCACUGCAGGGCGUCCCGGUCAUGGCCCCUUUCCAUCAUGUCCUUUGAUACCUUCCCGAAGGUACAGCUUCCUCCGCCCCAAACACUGAUGAGGUCCAGCAACUCGCCAUUGCUCCAUGCUGGGGCUCACUUGGCGCGUGGAGGCAUGGUCACCUGGAAAGAUUCGCUGAUAGCACUCCACACCACGCCAGGCUGAGCAAACAGGAAGGGGAUUUUUAAAAUUCCCGGGGAAUGUAAAGGGUGGGUCACAUGGUUAGUUACCUGAAGCCAGGGCAGUAGAGUUUGAACUGAUGACCAGAGUGGCUAGAACAGGCAUUGUUGGGAUACUGCCGAAUAAUUCUGGAGGCCAUUCACAGCGCAUUGGCGGCCACACUGGCGCCGCAGCACUGCAGCGGCAGUGCAAUAACGCUAUUCCUCUUGGGGAGGUGGAGUACAUGCAGCGCUGCAACCACAGAGCUACAGCGCUGCAAAUGCCUUGCCAGUGCGGACGGGGAGUGAGUUACAGUACUGGGGGCGGCUUUACAGCACUGUAACUCGCAAGUGUAGCCAAGGCCAGAGCCAUCCUGUGGAGAGCACAGGAACAGGGAAGGAGCAGAGAAAGGUUGCUGGGGUACAUGCUAGGGCCAAUGGCUCUCAACUUUCCAGACUACUGUACCCCUUUCUGGAGUCUGAUUGUCUUGCAUAUCCCCAAGUUUCACCUCACUUAAAAUCUACUUGCUUAUAAAAUCAGACAUAAAAAUAUAAAAGUGU